AUGAAGGACCAUAGACUAAGGAGAAAGCCAAAAGGUGAUCGUGAUGACAUGGAAGAUAAUCAAGAAGUAGUUACAUGGAAGGCACGUGGAAAGAUGGGAGUGGUUGACGUCGUGAAGUGGCCUUUGGAGGUCCCCAAAGGUCACGUUGAGAUUAGCAAAUUAAGCUUGACAGCAAAGCGGCGCCCCGUUGCCGCUAGACUUGCAAGCGCAUGA
This is a messenger RNA of Dovyalis caffra, 213 nucleotides long. The record is from the annotation of a GenBank genome assembly. Lineage: Eukaryota; Viridiplantae; Streptophyta; Magnoliopsida; Malpighiales; Salicaceae.